Hyposmocoma kahamanoa is the source of this 1231-nucleotide messenger RNA. RefSeq names its product hydroxymethylglutaryl-CoA lyase, mitochondrial (gene Hmgc). Bases 88 to 1095 code for a protein of 335 amino acids. Lineage: Eukaryota; Metazoa; Arthropoda; Insecta; Lepidoptera; Cosmopterigidae. Gene Ontology annotation, molecular function: hydroxymethylglutaryl-CoA lyase activity. Gene Ontology annotation, biological process: ketone body biosynthetic process; L-leucine catabolic process. The transcript is spliced from 6 exons. The record is from RefSeq and is a predicted model, not a curated record.
AGCAAUAAUGAAAUAAGUUUGCGGCUUCGCAGCAAAACACAAAAUAAACCUAUUCAAGUGUGAAAUCAAAUUAAUAUAUUGUUAAAAAUGAACUUUUUAACGAAAUCCAGAGCUCUAUUAUCAAAAGGAUUGAAACAAAGUUUUUGCCGGAGUGCUAGUACAACACCUGAAAUAAGAAUCUAUGAAGUAGGUCCCAGAGAUGGCCUCCAGAACGAAGCUAAAUUUGUGCCCACUAAUAUGAAGCUGGAUCUUAUAAAUAAACUUGUUGACGCUGGGCUCAAGGAUAUAGAAUCGGCUAGUUUUGUAAGCCCAAAGCUAAAGCAGAUGAGUGAUGCAGUAGAAGUAAUGAAGAACCUGAACAGAGUUCCUGGAGUUAACUAUCCUGUACUCAUACCAAACCUUAAAGGAUAUAAUACUGCUAAACAAUAUAACAUAGAAGAAAUAGCGGUAUUCCCAGCAGCCACUGAAGGUUUCUCUAAGGCAAACCUCAACUGCACUGUGGAGGAGAGUUUUCAGAGGGUAAAACAAGUAGCUGAUCAAGCUGUGAAAGACGGCAUGAGAUUGAGAGGGUACAUAUCCUGUGUGGUGGGCUGCCCUUAUGAUGGGCCAGUGAACCCAAACGUCGUUGCCAAUAUGACAGAACGCCUUCUAUCACUUGGGUGCUACGAGGUCUCCUUGGGGGACACCAUCGGCGUGGGCACGGCGGGUUCCGUGAGGCGCUUGAUGCGCGAAGUUCUCAGCGUAACCACUCCUGACAAGAUCGCCUUGCACUUCCACGAUACUUAUGGCCAGGGCUUGGCCAAUUUGGUCGCUGGAUUAGAGUUUGGAAUCAAGACUGUGGACUCGUCCAUAUCUGGGCUUGGUGGCUGUCCCUACGCCCGCGGAGCCACAGGCAACCUAGCUACAGAAGAUCUAGUCUACUUUCUCUACGGUUUAGGAGUUAAUACAAAUGUCGACCUAGUCAAGUUGGUCGAAGCUGGACGUUACAUCUCGAACUACCUCGGCAAACCUACCGAAUCUCGUGUAAACCGCGUCAUAAGCGACAAAUUUAAAGAUCACAGAGACAUCGUUAGAAUAGCACAGUGCAAAGUUUAGUACCUACAGAACUUUCUUGAACUUGUAAACAAAGCGAUAAAAUAUCGUUGACUUGUAUAUAUAUGUGUAUUUACUUCUAAACAAUGUAAGAUAAUUAGAAUAAACAGGGUUUCACAAGCACAUUUUGUUUAUUAUU